AUGGUCAAGCCAGUCACCUCUUUCGCACCGUCUCCGCCAGCAGCGCCGUCAACAAGCCCUGUGGCGAGCAGCUCCUCCCCAACGAAGCGCACCUUCCAAAGCACCCUCUUCAACGUCAAGUUUGGCGCCCAACGCAACCGUCUUCCGCCAACCAAGACGGACAGCAGCGUCGCAAAACGCACACGGUCACAGUCAGCAGCACAGGACGACGACAGCAUACAGGACGAGAAGCGGCCCAAAACGGAAGCCACUUCUGUCUCAACCGCACCUUCCGCCGCGCCCAAGUAUCACCAUCGAGGACCAUUCCAUCAGGUGACCCGCCCUGACUUUUGCUCCACCUACGCAAUCACCGACCUCCCCGACGCAGACAUCUACUACAAGCCCGACUUUAUCCCUCGCCGUCUCGCGGAGGAGUGGCGCUCGCAACUCGAUCGUUUACCCGAAUGGUAUCGACCGAAACUCAAAGUCUACGGACGCGAGAUCACGCAGAGUCGCGAAAUCGCAGCGUACGCCACGGCACCUGGUCUGCACCUCAAGUACAGCGGUCAUCCUGUCGAGCUGCAUGCACCUUUCCCUCCCUUGCUCAACCACAUCGCUUCGCUCCUCUCCUCACCCGACUGCCUCGGCGAAGAAGUGCGCUUCAACCACUGCAUGCUCAAUCGCUACGACGACGGAAGCAUCUACAUCGGCAAACACGCCGACAACAUCGAGAACAAGGUCAUUGUCACCGUCAGUCUGGGCGCAGAUCGGAGUUGGAUCAUGCAACGCAAGUCCCCGCGCAAAAAAGCCGGUGCCGCUUCUGAUACGGAGAUGGUCAAGAAACGAUGGACGCUGGCAGGUGGCAGUUUGUUGGUGAUGCAAGGUCAAACACAAAAGUUCUACACGCACGAGAUACCCAAGGAGCUCAAGGUCAAGACUCCCCGCAUCAGCAUCACUUUUCGACAGCUCGUCUACGACGAUUGA
Kalmanozyma brasiliensis GHG001 is the source of this 963-nucleotide messenger RNA. Its product is annotated as Alpha-ketoglutarate-dependent dioxygenase AlkB-like protein. The record is from RefSeq and is a predicted model, not a curated record. NCBI's taxonomy places the organism in Eukaryota, Fungi, Basidiomycota, Ustilaginomycetes, Ustilaginales. The coding region runs from base 1 to 963 and encodes 320 amino acids. The transcript has a single exon. Gene Ontology annotation, biological process: DNA repair.